AUGUAUGGCAAGCUCAGUAGUAUUGGAUCUAUUGAUAGGUACGUCAAUUUAUGUGUACCCUCGCAUAUUCACGAUGUACAACCGGUAACUGCGUUGUGGCGCGAUGCGGCGCGCGCCUAUAUGGCAAGGUCGGCGGGUGCGCCUGCUCUGCACGCGACAUUCGUGCGCAAUCACUUUCACUGCGCGUCUUACCAAAUGCGCGAGGAGUUAUGUGAACUAGAUGUGACCAAGAAAUAG
Arctia plantaginis is the source of this 237-nucleotide messenger RNA. Lineage: Eukaryota; Metazoa; Arthropoda; Insecta; Lepidoptera; Erebidae. The record is from the annotation of a GenBank genome assembly.